This is a messenger RNA of Anguilla anguilla (European eel), 2969 nucleotides long. It is a transcript of the gene wipf3, whose product is annotated as WAS/WASL interacting protein family member 3. Lineage: Eukaryota; Metazoa; Chordata; Actinopteri; Anguilliformes; Anguillidae. The coding region runs from base 649 to 1821 and encodes 390 amino acids. The transcript has 9 exons. The record is from RefSeq and is a predicted model, not a curated record. Gene Ontology annotation, molecular function: actin binding.
AUGUGUGCGCGGGCGGCAGUAGUGGCGGUCUGGCGGUCGCGGGACGCGGGUCUCUGGACAGAGUCACGAUUGUCUUGCGCGUGAACAACAACUGUAACUGGAAAGGCAACCCGAAGAUCCCCACGUUCGGAAGGUUCGGUUAUCGGUUUUGUUUGUAUUUUUUUUUUUUAGAGGUUGUUGCGCAUAUAUGAAAUCCGCUUAAAGGUUUCUGAUAAGUUUUGCGCGUGUAAACAUACCUGUUUAUUUUUUCCCGUAGUUACGGACUCACUGGUCGAAUAAGAGGCAGUUUUGUUUUCUCGCGUUACGGUUGCGAGGACGAGCGCUGUCGUCGUUUAACUAAUAAUAACUUAAGCUCGGUGCCAGUAACAGUAUCUUCCAGGUCAGCGCGCGGUGUGCGCGCGAUGGUGCCAUAGCGCUUCCUCUGCCGAACCUGUUAUUCAGCUGUAAGAAGAGGGGAGUACUACGCUCUGAAGCGUUUAUCGUUUUCCACUGAAAUCUGUUGCUAAGGCAACGGUGUAGCUUUCCAGUCGCAGCUCGUUUUCCCAGCGCACGAGACCUGUUGUUUUCUCCGGAAGUUUGGUUCUUCCUUCUCUGCGGUAUUCUUGCGGGGAUUUUUCUGAGAAACCGCUCGCGGGACUGAGUGACGACAUGCCUGUUCCUCCGCCCCCACCACCUCCCCCGCCCCCACCCUUCUCUGCAGGAGCUCCGCCGGCCCGCGCAGACCCCCCUAAACCUCCUCCCUCGGACGGGGGGGGCAGGGGUGCUCUCCUGGCUGACAUCCAGAAAGGAGCCCGGCUCAAGAAGGUCGCACAGGUCAACGACCGCAGCGCGCCCGUCAUCGACAAGCCCAAAAGCAGCAGUGCGGAGACAUCCUCUGGGGGGUCGGUUGGCCCCGCCCCCUCGCUGGGGGGUUUGUUUGCGGGGGGGUUCCCUGCACUACGGCCCGCAGGUCAGAGAGACUCAGCUGCGCGCUCAGGCUCAUCUCCAGUCCCCAGGCAGCCACGGUGGAGCCCCCCAGUGGCUGAGAGUGGACAUGGCGCUGAGAGAGCAAGUCCAGUGCGCACACCCCCAGCGACAUCCCCACCCGUCUUAAACAAGGCCACGCCGCCAGCUCCAUCCACACCAGCUCCGCCCCCUCCUCCUCCAUCCCUCCAGGACCGACCAGCCAAACCUCCACCUGCACCCUCCGGCCCGCCCCCUCCCCCACCCCCACAGACCACCAAGCCCACCUGGCUCCCUGUGCCAGUUCACGCCCUUCCCCAGCCCAGUACCCCACCCCCCCCAGCCCCGCCCCCACCCCCACCCUCUGACCUACCCCCUCCACCGCCCCCCCUCCUGUCUGACUCCAGGAGAAACGGUCAUCGGGACGUUCAGCUGGGACCGCCUCCACCUCCCCCGCCCCAACCUCACCCCCCCCUGCCCAAAGUGCCCCCUAUCCCCUCACCUUCCCUCAGGUCGGGGGGUUUCCCCCUGCCCCCGUCUUACCCCUGCUCCGUCCCCGCACCGAGCCGACGCCCACCCGCCGUACCCAGGUCAGCAGGGAGACUGGCUCCGCCCCCUGCCCCCCCUGCGAGGUCCCCCAGCACCGAGCUGUCCAGCCGGACUCCGCCCCCACCUCCUCCUCCUCCUCCUCCUCCUCCAUCUUCAGCCCUGAGAAAUGGCCACCUGCACAGCCUGGAUGACUUUGAGUCCAAGUUUCAGUUCCACCCAGUCGAUGACUUCCCCCCACCAGAAGAUUUCAAACCUUUUCCCCGAAUUUACCCCAGCAAAGCAGGCAGAGAGAACCCCAAACCCCCUGGUGUCAGGACGCACAUGCGAUGAGACGUGGCAGGAAGUGUCGGAGUCUGCCCCUUGGCCCCGCCCCCUGACCCCACCCUGUGACCCCGCCCCCUGACCCCACCCUGUGACCGCACCCCGUGACCCCCACCGCAGCGGGCGGGACAGAAGAUCACGUGACACCUGCGCAUCAAAGACUCCACAGUGGGGGGGAGGUUCUGCUCACGGAUGCCCUGCUCUGAUUGGCCGAUUUGAUCCGACUGCUGCAACGUUAGCCCUCGCUUGUCAGUCUCAUAACCACACGGUGCUCGGCCCCUGUCCCAGGCGAGAUAAGCUUUGCAAAUAAACCCACGUUCGGAGCUCAACGUCCCAUUCUGCUCAGUGUGGAGAUAUUCCACUGACGGCCACGCCCGGCUGGCUCUCGGCCGUGGGGAGGAGUCGUUUCACUGAGGUGACCUUUGACCUUGGGACUUGUGAGCAGCCACGGCUGGGCGGGGUGCAGUCCCACGGCAGAGAGAGAAAUCACGGUCACACAGCCGUACAGCAACAAAAUCACCUCCUGCACGUCUGUAACAACCAGCUCUGUGAUUGGUCAGGAGAUUUACAGGAGCGUGGUGCUGAUUGGCUGCGCCUCCUCAUACUGCACUAGGAUUGGCCGGGCGUAAGAACAGAUCCCCCGAAUUGGCACGCAGGGUUCCACUGCUUGCGUUCUUACAGUAGCUCUGUGGAGAAAGGCCUGCCUUCUCUGGGACAGGACGAUACGAGAAAGGCCGAGAGUUUCUCUCCUGUUCUCUCUCCUCCCCCCCCCAUUCUUCCGGAACAUUCCAAAUGCGACAGACCCUUUCAUUAAAGUGAGAAAGAGUGCUGGGAACCUCCCCCUGCACCUCCACCUGCCCUGCGGAACCUGCUUUUAAAACAGCCCUCUUCUUUCGGUUUCACAGGUGAAGAAAGUCGGACGCGUUGCAUUUUGCUUCCUCGUUUUCUUUUUCUUGGAAAAUAUAUAUAUUUUUUUCAAAAACAGACCUCAACACUGCCACCUCCUGGACGCAGUUCACCAUCGCAACAAAACGCACUGCCUGAGACACAGAGUAACAGUUGUGACAUGACUAAAAUGUUAAACGCUCAACUGGAAAAACCGGAAAGCAUACCACAUGUGUAUCGAAGUAAAAACAUUAAACUGCUCUGAAGAAUGA